Messenger RNA from Anisakis simplex (herring worm), 2037 nucleotides. NCBI's taxonomy places the organism in Eukaryota, Metazoa, Nematoda, Chromadorea, Rhabditida, Anisakidae. The record is from the annotation of a GenBank genome assembly.
AUGCUGUUGUCGAUUGGAGCAUACGGUUGUUUGAAUCAGCCAGUGAGGUUGUUGACAAGGCGUUUGCCUUUUGCUGUAUCCGCUGUUGGCACCAAUGGGGCGCUAUGGAACAAAAAUCCAGUUCGUUGCAAUGCAACGAAAGGACCAACCGUAGUGAAGAGUACACCCAUCGAAGGAGCUUCACCUCGUGCAAAGGCCGAUAAGGACUUUUUUGUGAUCAAUGAAGUCGUCAAACAACAACUCGGUCAUAUUCCUGUUGAGAAGGGUGAUCUUCACAGUCUACCAAAAAAAGUACAACGCUUCAUCGCUGAAAAGGCUGAGUUAAUGCGCCCCAAAGCGAUUCAUAUUUGUGAUGGAUCAGAGGCUGAGGCACAAGAAAUUAUUGACAAAAUGGUCGAACGUGGUAUGCUAUCGAAAUUGAAGGCCUACAAGAAUAGUUAUCUUUGCCGUACGGAUCCAAAGGAUGUAGCAAGAGUGGAAAGUAAGACGUGGAUGGUAACACCCGAAAAGUAUAAGACAGUGUGUCAUACACCUGACGGAGUGGAACCAAUGAUGGGUCAUUGGAUGAGUCCAGAUCAAUUCACUAAAGAGCUAGAUUCUCGUUAUCCGGGCUGCAUGGCCGGACGUACCAUGUAUGUAAUUCCAUACUCAAUGGGCCCUGUCGGUGGACCACUUUCUAAAAUUGGCAUUGAGUUGACAGACUCAAUGUAUGUUAUGUUAUGUAUGCGUAUCAUGACACGUGUGUCACCGAAAGUCCUUGAAGUGCUCGGCGAUGAAGACUUUGUUCGUGGAAUACAUUCGGUUGGCCUUCCUCGUCCGGUCAAAGAGCGUGUCAUCAAUCACUGGCCAUGUAAUCCAGACCGUGUGCUCAUAGCGCAUCGUCCAGCCGAACGUGAAAUUUGGUCGUUCGGUUCGGGAUAUGGCGGUAACUCGUUGCUGGGUAAGAAGUGUUUUGCGCUGAGAAUUGCGAUGAAUGUCGCUCGCGAAGAGGGUUGGAUGGCUGAGCACAUGCUCAUCAUGGGCGCCACCGGUCCGGAUGGCAAGGAGCAUUUCAUCGCGGCUGCAUUCCCAUCAGCGUGCGGUAAGACCAAUCUGGCGAUGUUACAGCCAAGGUUACCUGGCUGGAGAGUGAGAUGUGUUGGUGAUGAUAUUGCUUGGAUGCGAUUCGGCGAAGACGGACGUUUGUACGCAAUUAAUCCUGAAGCUGGAUUCUUUGGUGUUGCACCAGGAACGUCGCAUAAGACAAAUCCUAUGGCAAUGGCCAGUUUCCAGGAGAAUAGCAUCUUCACGAAUGUCGCUGAGACUGCGGAUGGUGAAUACUUUUGGGAAGGACUGGAGGAUGAAGUGAAAGAUAAGAAAGUGGAUAUGAUCAAUUGGUUGGGUGAGAAAUGGCAUAUCGGCGAUAAAACUCUAGCCGCACAUGCGAAUUCUCGUUUCACUGCUCCGGCUGGUCAAUGCCCAAUCAUUCAUCCAGACUGGGAAUCACCCAAAGGUGUUCCGAUUGAUGCGAUCGUUUUUGGAGGACGAAGACCUGUGGGAGUUCCACUGGUGUUCGAGACGUUCUCGUGGAACCAUGGUAUCUUUACGGGCGCAUGCCUCAAAUCUGAAGCGACUGCAGCCGCCGAGUACAAGGGCAGAACGGUGAUGCACGACCCGAUGGCAAUGCGUCCUUUCAUGGGUUAUAAUUUCGGUGAAUAUCUUCAACACUGGAUUAAUAUGAAUCAGAAAGGACGUAAGAUGCCAAAAAUAUUCCACGUAAACUGGUUCCGUAGAGACAAGGAUGGUGGCUUCUUGUGGCCAGGAUUCGGUGACAAUAUACGUGUGGUGGACUGGAUUAUACGCCGUUUAGGUGGUGACGCGAGCAUUGCACAAGAAACUCCGAUCGGAUUUGUUCCGAAAAAAGGAUCACUCAACUUGGAAGGUCUCAAAGAUAUCAAAUACGAUGAACUGAUGAGUGUACCAAAAGAUUAUUGGCAGGAGGAUGUCCAGGAUGUCAAAAACUUCUUCGAUCAGCAGGUUCCUUUUGCUGCUUUAUAA